Geodia barretti is the source of this 889-nucleotide messenger RNA. The record is from the annotation of a GenBank genome assembly. NCBI's taxonomy places the organism in Eukaryota, Metazoa, Porifera, Demospongiae, Tetractinellida, Geodiidae.
AGUGGUGGCAGGAGGUGGAUAUCAAUGUACUGGUGUGUGUCCUCCUAUGUGGUGGUAGGAGGGGGAUAUCAAUGUACUGGUGUGUGUCCUCCUAUGUGGUGGCAGGAGGUGGAUAUCAAUGUACUGGUGUGUGUACUCCUAUGUGGUGGCAGGAGGUGGAUAUCAAUGUACUGGUGUGUGUCCUCCUAUGUGGUGGUAGGAGGUGGAUAUCAAUGUACUGGUGUGUGUCCUAUGUGGUGGCAGAGGUGGAUAUCAAUGUACUGUGUGUGUCCUAUGUGGUGGCAGGAGGUGGAUAUCAAUGUACUGGUGUGUGUCCUCCUAUGUGGUGGUAGGAGGUGGAUAUCAAUGUACUGGUGUGUGUCCUAUGUGGUGGUAGAAGGUGGAUAUCAAUGUACUGGUGUGUGUCCUAUGUGGUGGCAGGAGGUGGAUCUGGGACUGGCAGCUGACGUGGGGACCCUACAGAGGCUCCCAAAGGUGGUCGGCAAUGGUAGCUGGGUCAGAGAUGUGGUGUUCACUGCCAGGAGGGUUUCCGCGGACGAGGCUUUGCAGUUUGGGCUUGUCAGCCAGGUGUGCGACGACAGGGAGACAGCUAUGAGCACUGCUCUCCAACUGGCAGAGAAGAUCGCUAGCAAGAGCCCCGUGGCUGUCCUGGGGUCAAAGGUCAACCUGAACUACUCUCGAGACCACACCGUGCAGGAGGGACUGGACUUUGCCGUGGUAUGGAACUCGACCAUGCUACAGUCGGAGGAUGUGGGCGUGGCAAUUUCAGCAUCCGUCCAGAAAGAAACGCCAGUUUUCUCUAAACUCUAAUUUGUAUGUACUUGUUUUGUGUCAGCUGUAAAAAUUCGUUUGCUGGUGACUGGUUUAGAGGUGUGGCAAAGAUAUAAAU